CAUCACCAGAACGUGGCUUCUCAGAAUUUUAUUUCCCUCCCUUUAUCUCCCAGAGGCGACUAGCGGCUCUACGAUGGCUCCGGAAUCAGCCCCGUCGAAAGGCGGCGGAACGCUGUCGCUGUAUGCCAACCUGCUUGAUCCCUCCGCAGAUAUCUCUUCAACGCCCGGAACCAUUUCGCGCGCCCCCGUUGUCUUCAAGCAGGCUUCGGAAGCCGAUUCGCAGCCUGAGGAAUCCGCUGCGAAGAAGCAGCAGCUAAGUGCCGCGUCUCUCCGAUUUCAGCCUACCAAGAGACCACAGUUGGCCGCACAGAAGCCAAAGCCCAAACCAGCAUUACCAAAGUCUGUCCCUGGAGCUACAGCAGUUCCCGCUCCCGUCGCAGCUCCACCCGUUAAAACUACACUUGCGGAUUGGACGGCCGCGGAUGAUGACGAUGUGAACGGGUUCUACGUUGGCGAAAAGAGACAACGAGGUGGGCGCAAGAAGCGCAAGAAGAACCGUGAAGCGCAAGCCGUCGUCCAGAACUGGGAUGAUAUCUAUGACCCGUCACGGCCGAACAACUACGAGGAGUAUAGGCACAGCGACGAGAAGAUCGCAGAGGUUCGGGAAUGGAAAGACCGUUUGUAUGCGCACCGGAUGAUGAGAUCACGGAGCAGCGAUUAUGACAGCGACAAACAAUAUUCUAGACCUAUGAACAGACAAUUUGCUCCCCCGAGCAGCUUCGCACCACCUCCGAAUUUUAACGAACCACCUGUAUCAGUACCAGAUGAUGCAUCUGGAGAUGAUGCAUAUUAUCGUCUACGUAUGAAUCAGAACCAGACUGAUAUGCCAAGUACUGAUCAUCCUUCUCACUCUCCGCCCCCACCGCCACCGGAGGAUAUACCCCCUGCUCCAUUCCCAGAUGCUCCCACCGGAGAUGAUGCUUAUGCGCAGCGCCUCCGGAUGAGUACGAAUCAACCAAAUAACCAAGCGGCAGAGCAUGCGCCGCCAACGCCAGCACCAUUGCCCUCCAAACCGCAACCACCUCGCCCUCUUGGCGCCCUCCAGCCGGAAUCUGCUACUAUAUGCCGCGCACCAGUCCGGUAUACUUUACCUCCCCCUCCGGCCGACAUUCCAGCCUCGGAGGCAGAACUCGAAGAGGUCUUCGCUAAAGAGCAGCCCGCGGAGGAUGAAGCAGGAGAAGAUGCUGGGCGUUCCCUCCGUCCGGGACAGAAAGGGUUUGCUCAGCGUCUACUAGAGAAAUAUGGCUGGACAAAAGGUUCUGGUUUGGGUGCAACAGGUUCGGGUAUCGUCAAACCAUUACAGGUCAAGGUUGAAAAACAGAAAAAACGCCCCGACUCGGAGGGUGGUGGUUUUGUUACCCCCGCUGGCAGAGGCAAGAUUAUAGGCAGUGCCAAGAAAUCCGAAGAUGAGGGCAAGUUUGGUCCUAUGAGUGAGGUUAUCAUUCUGAAGGGCAUGCUGGAUGGUAUGGAUCUGGAGGCGGAGCUGGAAGGAGACGAGGAUGUAGGGCUAAUGCAGGAGAUUGGAGAAGAAUGCUCGGAAAAGUAUGGCCGUGUUGAACGCGUCUUUAUCCACAGAAAUGCUGGCGAUUCGGCACCAGUUUUCGUCAAAUUUACCAGCCAGUUAUCAGCUUUACGAGCUGUAAAUGCUCUUGAGGGUCGAAUAUUCAACGGCAAUGCGAUCACAGCACGAUUCUUUGACAAAGACAAGUUUGAGCAGGGCAUAUAUGAGGAAUAGGAGCUUGAUGAAAAUGAUGACCGAGCUGGUGAUGGAACUGUUUCCACUCUGGUCACCUGUCGAAUGUUGACUUAGCUCUGCCCAAGAGUGAUAAUGAGGACGACUUUGUAAGGUAAUUCGGCAUAGAUGGAGUUGAGGUUUAUCGUUUACGAGUAUACCACUUGCUAUAUGAUGGACGGGUAGCAAGAGAUACAUGUAUACUAUAGUACAGGAGUCAAGCGAGAUCUAUUAUGGACAUUUCUCUUCGGCGCCAUCCUCCGCUAUCGGCGACAUAUCUCCCUUUCCCAUUUCGCCCUCCACUUCGAUGCCAUCUCCCUCAGACCCCUCAGUGCUACUGCAAUAUUUACAGAGUCCAGCGAUGGGGAUUUCUAGAAACUCAUAGCCCAGACAAUCGUAUCCAUUUUGGAUGCUCUGGAGACACGGGAUACAGUAGGUGUGGGUUUGGGUUGAAUGCCGACAGAGGACAUGGUACCAGAGUAUCUGAUGGCACAUCUUUCUUCUCUUGUUCUUGUUCUUCUAUUUGGGACUGAAAUAUGAUUAAACUCCUGCGUUGGUCUUUUGAACAAAAUCGAUUGAUUGACUGAAUGCUUCUCUUCAGUGAGAGGGCGCUAAAUAGAUGUCUCAAUGGGCAUUGUAUUGUCUGUGGUUUCGACACAAGUCAAGAAUUUUCUGUCAUUAUAUUUCAUUUUAUAAGCACGUAUAGUAAAUAUAUAUGUUGCUGAGAAGCUGA
Molecule: messenger RNA, 2465 nt
Organism: Monascus purpureus
Lineage: Eukaryota; Fungi; Ascomycota; Eurotiomycetes; Eurotiales; Aspergillaceae
Source: the annotation of a GenBank genome assembly